Hippocampus comes (tiger tail seahorse) is the source of this 1711-nucleotide messenger RNA. Its product is annotated as solute carrier family 46 member 3. NCBI's taxonomy places the organism in Eukaryota, Metazoa, Chordata, Actinopteri, Syngnathiformes, Syngnathidae. Gene Ontology annotation, biological process: vacuolar transmembrane transport. The coding region runs from base 138 to 1589 and encodes 483 amino acids. Gene Ontology annotation, molecular function: transmembrane transporter activity. The record is from RefSeq and is a predicted model, not a curated record. The transcript is spliced from 6 exons. Gene Ontology annotation, cellular component: lysosomal membrane.
GGUGCAUACUCGUGUCACUCGACGACCGUCUCCGAAAUCUAUACGACUCUUGACCGGCUUCAUAACCUGGUCAGACCUGAGACAAGGAUGAUCAUAAAUACGUCUUGAGCGGAUGUCAUCACCGUUGAAAGCUGGGCAUGAAGGGCCUUUACCUGGUGGAGCCCGUGGUGGCGCUGUACGCCUUCUCCACGUACCUGACAUACCCGCUGGUGCCGCAGUACGUGUACCGGCGCCUGUGGCAGCAGCUGACCAACAGCACCUACCCCGUCUCCGACAACACGUCCACGUGCGCCAACGCCAGCGACGGCGACAACCGCACCUUCUACUUCCAGGAGGUGCAGGAGCAGGCUUCCCUGUUUUCGCUGUACUCUCAGAUCCUUUCGGCCGCGCCGUCCUUGCUGGUCACCCUCCUGCUGGUGGCGUACAGCGACCGGGCGGGGCGUAAGGUAGCCAUCGUCCUGCCCCUGGCGGGCACGCUGCUCUACACGCUGUCCCUGCUGCUGGUGACCUCCCUCCGGCUCAACGUCUACCUGCUGCUCGGCGCCUCGCUCUUGUCCUCCCUCUUCGGCGGCCUGGGCACCUUUCUGGGCGGCUGCUUCGCCUACGUGGCCGACUUGAGCGGGGGCGGCGGCCGCGGCAUGACGCUGCGUAUCGCCGGGCUGGACAUGAUGAUCGGGCUGCUGUCGGGCGCGGCCGCGCUGUCCACGGGCUACUUCCUGAGGGCGGUGGGCUUCGGCGGGCCCUUCCUGACCUCGGCCGCCUGUCAGGCCCUGGUCCUGCUCUACGCCGUCUUCAUUUUGGAGGAGACGGUGGGACGGCAGGACGGCGACGGCGCCGAUCCGGGCGGCCUCGGCGGGCGGGCGGCCGUGCGGCAGAUGUUCUCGGCCAUCUACCGGAUGUUUGCGGGCGCCGGCUCCCAGCGGCGCACGCUGCUGCUCCUCUUGCUGUUGAUCUUCACCAGCUUCUCCUUCGCCUCGGUGGGCAGCUUCUCCCUCAUGGUGCUCUACGAGCUCAACGAGCCGCUGUGCUGGACCGAGAUUCUCAUCGGCUACGGCGCGGCGCUGUCCACCACCGUUUUCCUGUUCAGCUUCGCCGGCGUGGCCGCCUUCACGUACUGCGGCGCCUCGCAGCUGCUGGUGGUGCUGAUGGGCAUCCUCUCCCUGGCCGCGGGCAUGACCGCGGUGGCCUUUUCCAAAACCACGCCGAUGAUGUUUUUAGCGAGGGUUCCCAUGUCCCUGUCCAUUAUGCCCUUCGCGGUGCUGCGAUCCAUGAUGUCCCAAAUCAUCUCCAAGUCCGAGCAAGGUGCCUUGUUCGCCUUGCUCUCCUUCGCGGAGGUCCUGACGGCCAACGUGUCGGCGGCUCUCUUCAAUACCUUGUACGCCGCCACAGUGUCUUGGUACCCCGGUUUUGUCUUCUUGCUCGCCGCCGGACUCUGUGUCAUCCCGACCACGCUUCUGGGUGUGGUGUGCGUGCUGGGAGUGGACGUGGCCGGCGAGGACGGCACGGCGGCGGCGAACGAUCACGAGCGUCCUCAAGCGGACGGAGACGCGCCCCAAGACCACAGCGACCGUGACCAGCUGCUCAAAUGAACAAACUAACCGCGCACAACCAAUGUCCUCACCGCCGUCGUCCUGUUCGAAGCUUUCGAGUGGAAGGAAUCAUUACUUCGGCUUCCUCGAAGUACGUCCACAUUUGACCAAAAAAAACAAAA